AUGCAAAAUCUAUAAGAAAAUAAAAUAUAUGAUAAAUUUAACGUCUAAAUAUUAAACUCAUGUCAAGAAAUUUCAGGAAGCUUAGAAGGUUUUGAAUAUUAAUCAACUUAUUAGAGUGAAAAUGAAUACAGUCGCUCAAUUUAAAAGAUAUAAUAAUUGUAAUAUUAUGACUACGAAAAUUUAAAUAAUAAACAUUAUGAAAAUAAUUCAAUUAUAAAUGAAGACAUUAAUCUAAUUUAAUUUCCUGAAGGCUUUAAAUAUGAAAUAUUCCAAUUUAACCCUAUUGCUUAUGAAAACACUUCAGAUUAUUCUUUUAAAAAAAUUAUAAACGAUUAGGAGAACAAAACAGAUUCGCAAAGAAUAGUUAUGAAGAGAUAAUCAAAAAGCAAAAAAAUAAAUUAUGAAACACUUUUUGUAACUAAAGACACUCCAUAAAAAAUUUUAAGCCUAAACAGGAAAUUUUAUCUGUUUUUAGAUUAGAUAAUAGACCUAGAUUAUUUUACAAAUAUCAAAUAUCCAAACGAAUAUAUUUAAAACAACUUCUCUGUGUAAUUAACAAAAGGUUUUAGACUUAUAAAUAAAGUUUUGCAUAGAAUCGAUAAUAAAUUUAUAGAAGUAGAAAUAGAAUAUUUAACUAGAUAAACUCAAAGUAUAGACUAUAUAAUUCAUAUUUUGAAAUCAUUAGGCAAUUAAGAUUUAAUAAAAUAUAUUAACUAUUUAUCAGAAUUUCAGUAGAAUAUAAAUAUUUGUUAGAAUUUAAUCUAAAAAUAAUCUCUCGCAUAAGAUUUUAUUCAGAAUAGAUUAGAAAGAGAAAAAGCAGCAAAUGAGAAAUUCAAAGAAAUUACAUCAAAUUUAAAUCCUGCAAAAUUGAUAUUUUACUAAAGAUAUUCAGUAAACUAUGAAACUUAUCAAUAUGAAUCAACAGUCGCAGGAUAUUCACCUGCUUUGUAUGAGGUUUUAGAUAAUGGAUCUUAUUAUUUUAAGAACUACCUAUUAAAAAACGGCUAUUUCGAUCCUAUGUCGCCUCUGUUUAGACUUGAAGAAUUCUUUUAUAGAGUUUGCUAUUUUUCAAAUAAUUUACCUGAAGAGUCCGAUGAUGAGAUAAAUAAAUAGGUCAACUUAGAAUUAAUUACUGUAGAUAAUUAUAGAUUUCCGGUCACCAUGAAGCUUACUCACAGAUAUCUUGAAAAAGAUUUUGAUAUGCAAAAUAAUUUAGAAUUCAAAAUUAAAGACUUGCUGGCUGUGUAUGAAUUUUCAUUCAAAGAUUAAUAUGCUUAUGAAAGUUUAAUAAAGGAAAGAUAAAACAAUAUAAAAAAUUUAUGUAAAUCUGAAACAAGUUUAAGAGAGGAUGUUGAUUUGAUUUAAAAUGAUUAUCUACAAACUGAAUUUUUUUAGAAAUAUUAUCAAGAUGAGAUUUAAAAUUUAUUAAAAAGAGGAAACAAAUGGAAUAAAAUAUGUGGUUUUCAAGAAAUUCCUAAAAAAAAGUUAAAACAAGAAGUAUGA
Molecule: messenger RNA, 1503 nt
Organism: Tetrahymena thermophila SB210
Lineage: Eukaryota; Ciliophora; Oligohymenophorea; Hymenostomatida; Tetrahymenidae
Exons: 1
Source: RefSeq, a predicted model, not a curated record